AUGGCUAGAGCUUUAGUUCAGUCAAUAAACAUUCCAUCUUCAGUUGCUGUUACUGGUGAAAGGGAUGGACAAUUCAAUGGAUCCCGGAAAAAUCAAACAAGUGUUAGAAUGAUAUGUGAUGUAAAAUUUCCUUCCUUAAAGCUGAAGAGUUUUGUAGGACUGCGAGGGUGCAAUGUAUUAGAUGCAAAAUCUGGAGAAACUCUCCAUUCAAAAGUGGCAGCUGCAACUUUUGUCAAACAGUGUCGAAUUGUCCCAAAAGCAAUGUCUGAGCAGCGCAACACCAAGAAAGCAGUAAAAGUAAUUAUGCUUGCACAAGAAGAGGCCAGACGACUAGGUCACAAUUUAAUUGGGACAGAACAAAUUCUGUUGGGUCUUAUUGGUGGUACUGCUGCUAAGGUUCUUAAAUCCAUGGGAAUUAAUUUGAGAGAUGCUCGUAUUGAAGUAGAGAAGAUUACUGGUGUGGCUGCUCGUGUUCUUGAAAACUUGGGUGCUGACCCCCCCAAUAACAUUUACAAACAGGUCUUACGGAUGGUUGGCAAGAGUAAUGUGGCUGUUGGUGCUAGUGUUGGAGGUGGAACUCCAGGCCCAAAUAUCUUUUUUUUUGAUAUUGAAGAAGAUAAUUAG
Molecule: messenger RNA, 624 nt
Organism: Solanum verrucosum
Lineage: Eukaryota; Viridiplantae; Streptophyta; Magnoliopsida; Solanales; Solanaceae
Product: ATP-dependent Clp protease ATP-binding subunit ClpA homolog CD4A, chloroplastic-like
Exons: 3
Coding region: 1-624 (207 amino acids)
Source: RefSeq, a predicted model, not a curated record